Bipolaris victoriae FI3 is the source of this 1533-nucleotide messenger RNA. RefSeq lists its product as hypothetical. Gene Ontology annotation, biological process: nuclear envelope organization. The record is from RefSeq and is a predicted model, not a curated record. NCBI's taxonomy places the organism in Eukaryota, Fungi, Ascomycota, Dothideomycetes, Pleosporales, Pleosporaceae. Gene Ontology annotation, cellular component: Nem1-Spo7 phosphatase complex. Bases 1 to 1533 code for a protein of 510 amino acids. Gene Ontology annotation, molecular function: protein phosphatase regulator activity; phosphoprotein phosphatase activity. The transcript has a single exon.
AUGGCGAACCAGACCCUGGACCAGAUGGUCAAAGGCGCUCCGCCGCCCAGCACAAACGUAAACAAGCUCGCCGAGAGCAUGGAGAGAGACCCGCCGCCAUACUCGGCCUCGAUACUCGCACACGGCCCCCACGACGCAAACGACCGACUCCCUACCAUCAAAACCCCGCGACCGCCCGUUAUUAGCGACCCCACGGCCCUACUCCCAUCGUCCCCGCCCCAGAUAUACUUGAAUCUUCUCAUCCUAGAAGCUAGUCUCCGCAGCCAGUACCUCACCUUGCGCGCGCGGCGCCGGCAAAACACUUUUGUGCUUACGCUGCUGGCAGUAUGGAUAGGCUUCUGCUUCUACCUACUGUGGCUACGGCCGCGGGAGGACGGCAAGGGAAUUGGCGGUUCACAAUACUGGCUACUUGAUAUGCUACAGAAGGUCGGCUUCAUCACAGGUGUUGUGACUGCCCUUCUGUUCUGGGCAACUGGACAAUGGGAGAGAGGAGUCCGGUGGCCACGGCGCUGGAUUGGUGUUGCCAACCGCGGGCUGAGGGGUAUGAAUGCCAAGAUUGUCGUCAUAAGAGGGCCAUGGUGGAGAGAAUUGGUCGAGUGGGCGCAUUUCGUUGUGCCAUUCUCCGGUGGUCUUUGGGGCGGAGAGACUGGAGGAAGCUCAUAUCACUUUAUCAAUGUCGCACAAGAGAGUAAGCAUGCGUUGGAUGGAGGUCGACCAAGACACCGUAUAGUCGAGGAUGGCAAGGAGUAUGCCGAGGAAGACAUUGCGCCUGGAGGCGACUACAUCAAGCUGCUUCUCUUACCAAAGCCAUUCACACCCGACUUUCGCCAAGAAUGGGAAGUCUACAGAAAUGAAUACUGGGCCACGGAAAACGAACGACGAGCCGAACUCCGCAAGCGCGUCCGCGCCCGCCAACGCGAAAUCGCCCGCGAAGAAGGCGGCUGGCUCUGGUGGACUGGCUGGCGCGGCUGGAAGCGUGCCCGCGGCCUCAGCAGCCGCAGCGCUGACGUCGAGAAAUCCGGUCACCACGCCCACCACCGCACUCUCUCCCACACGGGCUCUUCCCGCAAGCGCCGCUCCAGCCUCCUCCAACCAACCCGCAACAGAGACCGCUCCCACUCCCGCUCCUCCUCCCGCAGCACCACCCCCACAACCACCGACCUCGACCUCGACGCCCGCCUCCGCCCCCUCGAAUCCCGCGAGCGCCGCUGGAGUAACGCAUCCAGCAGCACGACUACCAGUCGCAAAUCCUCCCUCCGCUCCAGUUCCACUCUCAUUUCCCAAGGAACAGCGCAGUCCGCUCGUCAACCUCCUAGUCCUAUACUUAAACAAACGGCAAACCCGACUUCGUCGUCCAGACCAGGCACACCGAGUGAUGGCAAUGUACCUGUUUGGCAGAGCAAACGCGCCAGUAUGCUGAGUAAUGCAGAGAGUAUGAGUGAAUUGAGUGAGGAUCCGGGGUAUGAGGCUGAGCGUGGAGAGAGCGUCGCGAGGGUUGCGAGGAGGGGGAGUGGAAGGGCGGAGAGUGCGUGA